Messenger RNA from Gopherus flavomarginatus (Mexican gopher tortoise), 511 nucleotides. Its product is annotated as zinc finger protein 7-like. The transcript is spliced from 4 exons. Bases 1 to 462 code for a protein of 153 amino acids. NCBI's taxonomy places the organism in Eukaryota, Metazoa, Chordata, Testudines, Testudinidae. The record is from RefSeq and is a predicted model, not a curated record. Gene Ontology annotation, biological process: regulation of DNA-templated transcription.
AUGGAGCUGGCUCAGGGGCCGGUGACCUUCGAGGAGGUGGCUGUGUAUUUCUCCAGGGAAGAGGGGACUCUGCUGGACCCCACUCAGAGAGCCCUCUACAGAGAUGUCAUGCAGGGGAACUAUGAGACGAUGGUCUUGCUGGCGGAGUUUCUGGUUUUCCAACGUGAUAUGAUCUCCCAGCUGGAACAAGGGGAAGAGCCAUGGGUCCCAGAGCUCCAGGGUUCAGAGGAAAGAGAGAUCCUGAGAUCUCCCCGCACAGAUGAGGAAACAUUAAACCAACUCAGAAUCUCAGGUGAUGCAAUGACGUGUGAGGUUCAGCACAGACCAGAAAAAGAGCAGGGAAACCAGCCAGGGGAGAAAAUGGAUAAAUUUAUUUCCUGUCAGGGAACUCAGAAGGGCCUUAAGGAAACCAGAAUACAGCAGGAAAUCUGCAGGGAAAAGCAAAAAAAAUACAUGUGCUGAGUGUGGGAAAAACUUCACUUACAGAUCAGGCCUUUCUCAACAUCAGAGA